AACCAUCAACGUGAUGCUUGAGGAGAAACAUAAACUAUUCUAGAGAAUCGCACGUUCGAAAUAAGACCGAUCUCUUCUGCACUGCAAAGGUACUAUUCUUCCAUUUUAAUUGUUGGACAUGCCACCUCAAAUGGAUUAUUAUUGUGAAGAAUCCCGCGUCCCCUCUUCUUGCGGACUGAUGAGCCAAGAGGCCAGGUUGGAGAGGGAGCCAGCGGCUAUCAGCUGUAUGCUGGUGGGGGACGGGGCUGUGGGGAAGACGAGCAUGAUAGUCAGUUACACCACAAAUGGAUACCCCACGGACUACAAACAGACAGGCUUUGACGUCUUUUCUGGUGAGUACCUUUAAAUUACUCAAAAACAUAAAAUAAAAUAAACCUUGUAGCCUAAGUUUAUAACCUUAUAAUAGCCUAAUUUAUAAGAAUUUAAUAACUGAAUGUAUUGUUUUCUACUAGGUUAAUUCAUUGUAAAUGAUCAUUGUUUAUGGAAAUAUGGCCUAUGAUUUACAAACCCAGACUAUGUACAAACUUGAGUUAUAAAAUAAUUGUAUUCUUCUGUUUUCUUCAACAGGUCAAGUCGAAGUAGAGGGAGCCCCAGUCAGAAUACAACUACUGGACACAGCUGGACAGGUAAGAAUAUCAGCCUGAAUAGGUUAUUCUUGAAUCUCAUUAGUCCAAUUUAACGACAACCGUUUGAAACGUGUUGGAAUGGAACAUCCGUGUGCUUUGUAGAAUCAGUCACAAAUGUGACAAACAGAUUUAGUGACAGGAAACGAUCAGUCUUUCACAUGUAGCAGCAGUAGAUUGGUUCUAAAGGCUACCACAUGUCAUACUGUGUGAGACAUCGUCUCUCUCUCUCUCUCUGUCACGGCGUCCAUUGUUGUUGUUCAGACCCCCAAGACAGCAUUCACAUUCACACGCUCUGCUGAAUCAGCUAACCCGACCCCUCUCUCCGCUCUCUCUCUCUACCUUGACAUUUCCAGGAGGUGUUUGAUGAUUUCCGCUCCCUCUCCUACUCCCACACGGACGUCUUCCUGCUCUGCUUCAGUGUGGUCAACCCCGCCUCCUUCCACAAUGUCACCAACAAGUGGAUCCCCGAGAUCCGAGCCUGCAACCCCUCAGCUCCCAUCAUCCUCGUGGGCACCCAGUCCGACCUCCUGCUGGACGUCAACGUCCUGAUCAACCUGGACCACUGCGGGGUCAAACCGGUGCUGACCCCUCGGGCACACAGCAUGGCAGAUAAAAUCAGAGCAGGCGGCCUAUGUGGAGUGUUCUUCGUUGACGCAGAAGAACUUAAAAGAGGCGUUCGACGCGGCCAUCUUUGCUGCCAUCAAACACAAGGCCAGGAAGGAGAAGAAGAGGCAGCUGUCGGACAGACGCUCCAAGGCCUUCUCUAAAUGCAGCUGGAAGAAGUUCUUCUGUUUUAUCUGA
Messenger RNA from Coregonus sp. 'balchen', 1427 nucleotides. NCBI's taxonomy places the organism in Eukaryota, Metazoa, Chordata, Actinopteri, Salmoniformes, Salmonidae. The record is from the annotation of a GenBank genome assembly.